UUAACUCCUAGGUCAAUAUUAACGCAAGCAUCAUGUGGUUUGAGAUGUAAACGUCUGCAUAAUAUUUAUAUAGUUUUAAUUGUUUUGGGCGCAAGCACAUGAUUUACAACCAACAACAAUAACUUUCAAAAAAAUUCCCACGGUAGCAGCUCGAGUAUAAAAGUAACCGAAAAGACGAACAAAAUGUCACACGUAUAUUUCCGCAACAAUGGUUUUAACUCUCGAAGACUGCAGAAAAGUUAUCUACAAACACACAAAUGGAAAAGGAAAAGUUAAGGCGUUCAAAAUUUCCUCGUUGGGCGAUGAACCUAUGGGCUUCCUGGGCGAACACUACAAAUUAAAAAUCACCUACGAAGACAUUGCAACGAAAGAAAUGAAAUUUGCAAGAUUUUUCUUGAAGACCGUGCCCAACAGCAAUCCAAACCACAUGCAGUACGUGAACGAAAUGGGAGUGUUCAAGAAAGAAGCUCUGCUGUACAAAAAUCUAAUUUCCAAUUUUGUCAAAUUCCACAAUAAACCGAUAGCGCCGAAGUGCUAUUUGGUGCAGGCGGAUAAAUUUAUUGUUCUUGAGGAUUUAUCGUCGAAAGGCUUUACAAUCCCCGAUAUGGAUCUAUCAUUAGCUCACUGGGAAGCUGUAAUACAAACAAUGGCUCGAUUUCACGCAUCGUGCAUCAUUUUCGAGGAACAGCGAUACGCCACUCAAAGCUACAGAGUGAACGAGUUUUAUCGAGAUGAAUUGAAGGAAUCCACAUUCAGUCCAUUGGAAAAUCAUCCGAGAUAUAAAUGGGCAUUAAAUACGUCUAAAGCAAUUGCUGAUUCAAUGAAAUUAGUGAAUUGUGAAAAUCAAGAAAACCAAGAAAAGAUAAAACAAUUCGUCAGCAAGAAGAUGUUGAACUACACGAAAGCUUCAAAAGAGUAUAGGAAUGUUAUUACGCACGCAGAUCUAUGGCGAAAUAACAUUAUGUUCCGACAAACUCAAGAAGAACUGGAUUGUAUCUUCAUAGAUUUCCAAUUGGCGCGAUACGUUCCAGCAGCAUUCGAUAUAUUAACAACGCUUCAUGUAAAUGCCUCCAGCCACUUCUUGGAUACGCACAUGGAAGGACUUCUUCGUCUCUAUUAUAACGUAUUUCGCGAGUCUUUGGAGUUGAAAAAAAUUGAAGUCGAUCGUGUUAUGACUUAUGAUCAGUUCAUGGAGAGCAUAAAGGAAUACCAGCUGCCAGCUUUAGUUGAAGCAACAAUGUUCGCAACAAUCUGCUUCGUCGGUCCUGAAUUAUCCAAUUUGAUUCUGGACGAUGAAGAUGUUUUCAACGAAUUUAACUACACGAACAGAAGUAAGUUUAUUCAGCAAGAGUUCAAAGAAAAUAUUAAUUUUCGUGAGAAGUAUUCCGACAUCAUGAUGAGAUUAAUAAGUGUACUGGAUCAAAGUCAAAUCGAAUAAUACUUAAUUCAUAAUAUGUAAUUUCUGUUUAUUUAUAUUAAGUAAACCAAAUUAAAUUAUUUUGUUAUUAAAAAUGAAUU
Molecule: messenger RNA, 1518 nt
Organism: Nicrophorus vespilloides
Lineage: Eukaryota; Metazoa; Arthropoda; Insecta; Coleoptera; Silphidae
Exons: 1
Coding region: 209-1438 (409 amino acids)
Source: RefSeq, a predicted model, not a curated record